AGUCCGUCUCUUCACCCUGCAGACGCAACCGCCUUUCACUGGCUGUACACUCCAUUGUGUUGUAGUUGCUUAUUUGUGUUGGGAUCUCUCUCCCUCUUGUCCUCCGUCCGUAAUGUCUUGCCCGACACGUUUGUGCUGUACAGCCUCUCGGUGCUCAACCGCGCGGUCUUGGUGGCGUUACCGGGCAGUUUUGCUUGUACUCGUGCACCUCUCUCUUCUCCUCACAUCCAGCGCAGUAGAUGCAGCCGCUGCUGCUGAUGCCGCGCGGUCGAAGGCACUGAAGCAGCCGAAAGAAGUGCUCACGCACGUCACCUUCGCCAGCUGCAAUCGGCAACACGACGACCAGUCCUACUGGAUGCACACCAUCGCCCCUGCGGUCAUGAAAGAGCGCGGGGGAACCGCCGCGCAUACCGACCUCCUGCUGUGGCUUGGCAACGCCGUGUACGCCGACGUUGGCGAGACGGGUGUGGCCAUGCGCAACGCCCGCACCCCCGCAGGAAUUGAAGAGGAGUACAAGGCGCUCACAGAAAACCCAUACUACCGUCAGUUUGUAGAAGAAGUGGUGGAGGCGGGCGGUGGGCGUGUGGUGGGCAUUUGGGAUGAUCGCGACUUGGGUCUGCGCUUCGCGGAUGCGAACUACACGCAAGCCGAGGCCGUCCGUCGCCUGUAUCUCACCCAGCUCUGGAAAGGUUAUCCGCUGUCCGUGAAGGACAAUGCGGGGGAGGGUGUACACGGCGCCCUGUACUCCUUCACCACCGUCCCUGCUCCGGCGAACAGCCCGCUCGCCACGCACUUCGUGAACAGCGUCUGCACCCUUACGCUGGAUGUACGGACGCAGCGGUCGGCGCAGGCGAAUUUAGUUCACGUUCUCCUGCGCGGUACGACCGAAGACGGUCUCCGCAUAUACGGUACGCGCGGGAAGCAAAUGGAUCGCCAGAUUGAAGAGCUACGCGCAGAGCACGCGAAGGUGAUGGAGGCGGACCUGCUGGGCACGGCGCAGUGGGCGUGGGUGGAGCGGGUUAUUUCGACCUAUCUGGCCGCAGAUACGCCGAGCCCUGGUGAUGCGGCUGGUCGUGCGCACUGCGCGGUGACCCUGAUCGCGUCUCCGUGGCAGAUCUUAUUGAACGACAACAAGCCCUUUGAGGGCUGGGACCUGUACCCGGCCUCCCGUAGUAAGCUGCUGCUCUUGCUGAAGAGGUACGAGGUGGCCCGGCUUAUCUUUCUCUCUGGGCAUGCAGAGACGGGCGAGAUGGGCGUCGUGCGCCGAGCGACGAAGGAAGAUGUCACAGUCGAGGGUCCCACCGCCUCGCUCUUCAAUUCGUUCCCCAUGGCGCCGCUAACGAAAGCUGCGGCGAGGCUGCUGCCGCCGCUGCCGUCGUACCUGGUGGAGCUCACCACCGGCGGGUUGACACACACGGUGCAGGAGGCGCCCUUCGCGGGGCGGCUGGCGAGUUGGUUCACGACCCCCAAAACGCCAGAGGACAAGCCGGAAAACGGAUUUGUGAAGCGGUACGUCUUCUUGACCCGCACCACCGCAGCACAGCGGAACUUUGGCACACUGCAGCUUGUCGGGGACGCCGCGGCGGCGCCGGGAAAGUCGUCGGAUACCGCAAAAUACGACGUUCUCCAUCACACACGUGUGAUUCUGACGCUGCACGGCGUGCAGGACGGCGCACUGCUCAUCACCUUCGACAAGUCCCUUGAUAAUCUUCCUUCCUACGCCGUCGAGCCACUUCUCGAUGAAUUCGAUGAGGAGGCGGAGGCGGCGACGAAGGCGCUGGACCUUCACGACGUCGCUCACCUGCCCGUCUUCAACACCUUCAACCUUCCAGGCGAGAUACCGUGGCUGAAGCGGCGUCUGGCGGAGCGGCAGUGUGCGGAGGUGCCGUGCGCCAACGGACAGCACUACAUGCUGCUGAAGGUGGUGGGCACAUUGACCUUAGCUUUUGUGAUGGUGUUGCUCGUCAUUGUUGCGGCGUACUAUUACCAGCAGCGUAAUCCCGAGAUAUUUGAACCGGAGACGCCAACGAAGCUGAAGCAGGACUAG
Molecule: messenger RNA, 2047 nt
Organism: Leptomonas pyrrhocoris
Lineage: Eukaryota; Euglenozoa; Kinetoplastea; Trypanosomatida; Trypanosomatidae
Exons: 1
Coding region: 113-2047 (644 amino acids)
Source: RefSeq, a predicted model, not a curated record